Messenger RNA from Prunus armeniaca (apricot), 1233 nucleotides. NCBI's taxonomy places the organism in Eukaryota, Viridiplantae, Streptophyta, Magnoliopsida, Rosales, Rosaceae. The record is from the annotation of a GenBank genome assembly.
AUGCCAAGAUCAGGCCCAAGACCAUAUGAGUGUGUUAGGAGAGCUUGGCAUAGUGAGAGACACCAACCCAUGAGAGGUUCUCUCAUUAAAGAAAUUUUCAGGGUUGUGAAUGAGAUCCAUAGCUCAGCUACCAGGAAGAACAAAGAAUGGCAAGAUAAGCUCCCAAUUGUUGUCUUGAAAGCAGAAGAAAUUAUGUACUCCAAAGCAAAUUCUGAGGCUGAAUACAUGGACCUUAAAACCCUUUGGGACCGAACAAAUGAUGCUAUUAACACGAUAAUUCGGCGUGAUGAGGGUACUGAAACUGGAGACUUUCUUCAGCCUUGUAUUGAAGCUGCUCUCAAUUUGGGGUGCAUUCCAAGAAGAACUUCAAGGAGUCAACGACAUACUAAUCCACGGUGUUAUCUGAUUCCCAUCACUUCCGAUGUCCCUAGCAUUUCUCCUAGCGUAGUAGAGAAUGCUAGUCAGAGGGAUUACACAUCCAAUUCACAGUAUAGGCCUCAUUGUCCAAAUUUUGUGAAACCCAAAAGUAUGACAACCCAUCUUGGCUUUGAAUCUAGAUUCCCUGUUGUCCAAAAUAAUGACUGCACUACUAUGAAAUUCAGCAUUGCUUCCGAAAAUAUUCCUCCUUUGGGUUAUGACCAAUUCUCCCCUAGGGAAAGUAAGGCAACAUCUAACUUUUCUUCAUACCCUCUGCACUAUGGAAAUUUUCCUCAGUUUGAAGAACUCAAGCCUGGUUUUGUUAUCCUUCCUAAACCAGUUUCUGACCCAAUAGAACCUGCCAAGAUGGGAGUUAUUUCCAAUUUGCUCUGUAAUGGAGAUAAAUCAAAUGACAAUACACAAACAGACACCAGGGACUACACUGAGAACCCAUGUACGGUUGGGUGUGAUUUGUCUCUGCGGUUAGGCCCACUGUCUACUCAAUACUCAAUCGGUGAAAACAGCCAGCCUGAAGAGGUCAAAGAUGUUGGUGCUCAGGAAGGGACCAUGUGCAGUGAACAGUCACAACCACAAUUCGAUAGACUGCCCUCUUUCAUUGGUAAGGGUAAUGAAUAUGGCCCAGGAGACUUGUAUUCAAGUAGGUUGAAUUUUGAAGGUGAAUAUAUGAAUGUACAAGCGACAGUGAGAAAGCGAAAGGCAGCUUUCAAUCACCCAACAGGGGAUACCAAAUUUUAUAGGCAGCCAGAGCUUCCUUUUAGUCACUUGACUGGAAGUAUGAGAAAUGGAGGUUUGUAG